AUGCCAGAAAACGCGCCACUCCUCCCUUCUGGGCUCUCUGAGCGCCGCCGCGCAAGGGGAUACAUCACGCUCCUUGUGCCUGUCGUCCUCGUCCUGGCCACACUCGGUGUGCUUAUCUUCGGCAAGCGCGAGCCGACCGACCCUCUCGGGUUGGCGCAAUCGUGGCUCGACCACACGCCUGUCGUUGAUGGGCAUAUCGACCUUCCCAUCUACGUGCGCGAGAUGUAUGGGAAUGACGUGACCAAGUUCGAUUUGGGCAAGAAGAUGUCUGGGCACGUCGACAUUCCCCGCAUGCGCGCGGGCCGCCUCGGCGGUUUCUUCUGGAGCGUCUACACCGACUGCCAUGAAGAGAUUGACGGGCCCGACUUCCUCAAUCCCUCCCACCACGUGCGGGAUACGCUCGAGCAGAUCGACCUGGCGCGUAACCUGAUGGACCGCUACUCGGGCACGUUCGAGUUUGUCACCACUGCCCAGGGCGCCCGGGACGCAAUGGCGCGCGGACGUAUCGCGUCCUUCAUGGGCAUCGAGGGCGCCCACCAGCUGGGCAACUCCCUCGGCGUCCUCCGGCAAUACUACCGUCUUGGGGUGCGUUACGCGACCCUGACGCAUAGCUGCAACAACGCGUUCGCGGACUCGGGAGGGUACGACAAGCCUCCUAAUGCAACGUGGGGCGGUCUCUCGCCUUUUGGCUUCGAACUGGUCAAGGAGAUGAACCGCUUGGGCAUGCUCAUUGACCUCUCGCACGUCUCAGAUAACACGGCGCGGCAGGCAAUCAAGGCAUCUAAGGCACCGAUCAUGUUGAGCCACAGCGCCGCGAGGCACUUUAACAACUUCUCGCGCAAUGUUCCGGACGACGUACUCGAGAUGAUCGGGCGGGGGAAGGGCCAGACAGACGGCGUUGUAAUGGUCAACUUCUUCCCAUCGUUCGCGAGCCCGGACCCAGACUCGGUCGGUGUCGCUGCCAUCGCCGACCAGAUCGACUACAUCGUCUCCAAGACUGGCCACCACCAUGUGGGCAUCGGUAGCGACUUUGACGGCAUCGACCGCGUCCCCAAGGGAUUAGAGGACAUGUCCAAGUACCCGUAUCUGAUCGCCGAGCUCAUCCGCCGCGGCUGGACGCGGUACCAGGUCGCCCAGCUGGCCGGUGGCAACAUUCUGCGCGUCCUCGAGGGCGCUGAGGGCGUGGCGGCGCGGUUGAAGCGCGUCAAGGGCCCCAGUAUGGCCAAAUACGACAAGAGACGCGACCUCGAUGGUGGGUGGGGUGGGUUUGAGCUGUGA
This is a messenger RNA of Cutaneotrichosporon cavernicola, 1278 nucleotides long. RefSeq lists its product as uncharacterized. Lineage: Eukaryota; Fungi; Basidiomycota; Tremellomycetes; Trichosporonales; Trichosporonaceae. The record is from RefSeq and is a predicted model, not a curated record. Gene Ontology annotation, molecular function: metallodipeptidase activity. The coding region runs from base 1 to 1278 and encodes 425 amino acids. The transcript has 7 exons. Gene Ontology annotation, biological process: proteolysis.